UCGAGCUAUACACGUUCCUUCGCCAUUCAGUGAAAUUGGGCUCUCUCCGUAUCAAGUGGAUUUUGUGAAAAGUGAUAAGUUUUGGAAAUUUGUGAGAAAAGUAAUAAUCAUGGUAAUCGACGGUUUAAAAAUGAUGUCAAAAACGCAACACUACCGCAAAGUUACAAAACCUCUAUUAGAACGUAAAAGACGUGCUCGGAUGAAUUUAUACUUGGACGAAUUGAAGGACCUUAUUGUGGAAACUAUGGAGGAGAAAGGCGAACAUAUAACAAAACUUGAAAAAGCGGAUAUUCUCGAGAUGACUGUGACUUUCUUAAAAAGUCGGAACGAUGCCGCUUCCGCUGAAUCUACAAAAUCUGAAAAGUUCCGUGCAGGAUACACACAAGCCGCUUAUGAAGUUUCACGUGUAUUCGCAUCAAUUCCUGGAAUCGACGUUAAGUUCGGAACGAAUUUAAUGAAACACUUGGGAUAUAAAUUAAAGGAAGUAGAUACUUCAAAAGGACGAGGUCAUGCAUCACCAUCUCAAUCUCCUGGACUUACUACUUCAUCAGUCCCAAUUUCACCUGAAAGGGUUCAAAAAUCUGCACCAACACCGGAGGCUGUCUGGCGCCCAUGGUAAUAACUCGGAUUGAAAUUUUUAAAAUAACAACUUCAUAUAUAUAAUAGUGUUAAAACAAAACAGCUUUACAUUAAUCUAUAAGCAUAGUUAUUUAGGAAUGCACCCCAUUUUCUAUAUAUUUAAUAUCAAAAGCUUUAAUUUCCCAGAUAAAAAUGUAAACUUUAAUAUUCCUUAAUCACGUUAUUUUCAUAAAUAGUUUGGUUUUCACAGUAAGUGGAAAAGCUUUAACAUUGAUUUGUAGUUUUGUGAUAAGUCUGUGAUAAUUAUA
This is a messenger RNA of Hermetia illucens (black soldier fly), 887 nucleotides long. RefSeq names its product enhancer of split mdelta protein (gene E(spl)mdelta-HLH). Gene Ontology annotation, molecular function: RNA polymerase II cis-regulatory region sequence-specific DNA binding; DNA-binding transcription factor activity, RNA polymerase II-specific; protein dimerization activity. The record is from RefSeq and is a predicted model, not a curated record. The transcript has a single exon. Gene Ontology annotation, cellular component: nucleus. Gene Ontology annotation, biological process: regulation of neurogenesis; anterior/posterior pattern specification; regulation of transcription by RNA polymerase II. Bases 110 to 619 code for a protein of 169 amino acids. Lineage: Eukaryota; Metazoa; Arthropoda; Insecta; Diptera; Stratiomyidae.